This is a messenger RNA of Coprinopsis cinerea okayama7#130, 1334 nucleotides long. RefSeq names its product pre-mRNA-splicing factor CWC25. The transcript is spliced from 3 exons. Bases 72 to 1334 code for a protein of 420 amino acids. Gene Ontology annotation, biological process: mRNA splicing, via spliceosome. NCBI's taxonomy places the organism in Eukaryota, Fungi, Basidiomycota, Agaricomycetes, Agaricales, Psathyrellaceae. The record is from RefSeq and is a predicted model, not a curated record. Gene Ontology annotation, cellular component: U2-type spliceosomal complex.
GUCGCUGAAAGCGCAGAUUCCUAGACCCCAGAACUAUCUAUAUCCCUGUAACAACAAGAAACUAGGUCAAAAUGGGUGGCGGAGACUUGAACAUGAAAAAGUCCUGGCAUCCGCUGCUGUUGAAGAAUCAGGAGCGGGUGUGGCUUGAGGAGAAGAAAGCUUUGGAAGAAAAGAAGAAACUCGAGCAGCUCAGGAAGGAGAAGGAAGAGGAACGACAACUGCAGGAACUCCAACGGUUGCAAGAGGAGCAGACGGGCAAAAAGCGGACAGAGAAAUUAGAAUGGAUGUACGCAACGCCGGCGACAGGGAGUAGUACGAAUCCGAAUGACCUGGAGGACUACCUUCUCGGAAAGAAGAGGGUGGACAAGAUGCUGACGGCUGACGACAAUGAAAAGCUCGGAGCAUCCCACAAGAACUUCAUUGCCGUUCAGAAUGCCAACAGUGCUCGAGACAUUGCUUCCAAGAUCCGUGAAGAUCCUUUACUCGCUAUCAAGCAGCAAGAACAAGCCGCCUAUCAGGCACUUCUCAACAACCCUCUUCGCUUGCGUGAGCUGCAGGAGAGAACAGGCAUUAAGCUUCCAAAAGAUAAAAAGGACAAGAAGAAGGACAAGGAGGAGAGGAAGAGACGGAAACGUGAGGAGAAGGAGCGAAGGCGGCAUAGACAUUCUCGGUCCAGGUCUCCCGAUUCCCAUCGACGUUCACGACGCUCGCGCUCCCGUUCUCACAGUCCAGAUGGCCGCCGCCCAUCCAGGUCUCCAACUCCUCGAGAGUAUCGCAGAGAAGAUGACUAUGGACGCCGUUACAGGGAAGACUCGGAUCGACGGUCACGUUCAAGAGAGAGGGACGACUACCGCCGUCAUUCACAACCUUCACGUCUCCCACCACCACGGUCGUAUGACCGUGCUUCUGAUAGGUCAAGUAGUCCCGAGCCUCGAUAUGACGGCAAAGGCAAACGACCGCGGAGUAGGAGUCCCCGCUACGACGAUCCAUACCCCAAACGCAGUCGGUUCGAACGACCUGAACGCCCGCCUCCACCUUCUCGACCACCUCAAGACCACCGACCAUCCCAAUCCACGGCCGCCGAGGAUCGAGCCGCUCGCCUCGCUGCUAUGCAAGCCGAUGCACAGUCGAUGACUGUGGACCGGAAGGAGCGGCUGGCUAUGCUGUUGGAGAAGGAGAAGGCUGAGCUUGAGGCUGAUGAACGUGCUCGAAAAGAAUCCAAGGGCAUGAGCAGUUAUCUCAGCUUUGAGCAGAAGCGCGUGUUUGGGGGUACUGGAGGCUUGGAGGACAGGAUUCGUCGUGGUCGUGGUGGGAUGGUUGUGGAUGCGGACUAA